Helianthus annuus (common sunflower) is the source of this 1494-nucleotide messenger RNA. Its product is annotated as replication protein A 70 kDa DNA-binding subunit B-like. NCBI's taxonomy places the organism in Eukaryota, Viridiplantae, Streptophyta, Magnoliopsida, Asterales, Asteraceae. Bases 1 to 1494 code for a protein of 497 amino acids. Gene Ontology annotation, biological process: DNA replication; DNA repair; DNA recombination. Gene Ontology annotation, cellular component: nucleus. The record is from RefSeq and is a predicted model, not a curated record. Gene Ontology annotation, molecular function: DNA binding. The transcript has 10 exons.
AUGGAACAACCUGCAAUCACACUGUUGAAUAAUUUGGACCUCAACGUUGAUAACUACACCAUCAGAAUUCGCAUUGUUCGUUUGUGGACAAAAGCUGAUUUCAAUAACGCUAGAAAAGUUUAUUGCUAUGAUAUGAUAGUCAUGGACAGUGAGGGAACAAAAAUGCAAGCUUUUGUUUUAGCUAAAAACGCAACUGAAUAUCAACAUCUUUUAGAAGAAAAGCGUUGUUUGACGAUUCGAAAUCCUUCGUUGGGUGAGAAUCGUCAGAAGGUCAAAUACGCUCACGGUGGUUUGAAUAUUAACCUUAAUAACAACACCGUUGUUGAGGAAUGCCACGAGGCUAUUGGUUCUGAAUGGGGUUUUGAUUUUACUCCGUUUGAUUCUGUUGUGGAGGAUCCAACAGAUGACAGCAAGUUUUUUAAAAGUCCAAUUGAUGUAAUUGGAUUUGUGGUCAAAAGUUUUCCCUUCGAGGUAGACAUGGAAACUAAUAAUGGAAAAAACCAGAAGAAAGUCACGUUUAUGCUUGAAGACUUAAACAAUAAGCAGAUCUUUGUGACACUUUGGGACAGUUAUGCGGAUCAAAUAAUGGAGUAUAAGAGCAGCAAUCGAGGACAUUUGUCUGUAUCUAACUUGUAUACCAUUACUCGAGUCUUAAUUAACAGUGAUAUUGAUGAAGUUGUUGAGUUUAAAAAAAGAUUUAUCGAGAAACUUUCUCCCAAAACUUCUUCCAGUUAUUCUGGCUUAAGUUCUUCUGUUGUGAAGUCUGCAACUGAAGAGUUCCUUUCUGAUUUGACUUUUUAUCCCAUUGGGUCGUUAAACUCAAUAGAUAUGACGAAGUUUGUUGUCAUUGUUGGGACUAUCAAGAGUUUUGCAUCGAACGAUGAGUGGUUUUACAACGCGUGCACAAGCUGCAACAAAAAGGUUUCAACCAUUACUGUUGUUAAAGAGAAGCAUGAUGGUACUGAUGGUUUUGAAGAGGUUAUUGUCUUGGAAUGCAAGACUGAUGUUUGUAAUACAAGGACCGUUUCAUCAAUUCCAAGAAUUAGGCUUUCUAUAUGCGUGCAGGAUUGUACUGGCAUUGUGACUCUGACAUUGUUUGAGCGUGAGGUGACAAAGCUUCUGAAGUUAGCCAACGAAGGAAACUUUCCAAAGGAGCUAAAUUCUUUACUCAAUAGGAAGUUUGCGUUCAAGAUAGUUGUUUCUUCUUUUAACAUUAGCAAGAAGUCAGAUGGCUACUCAGUCUCCAAGAUGACUGAUAACCCGGUGAUUUUGUCCGAGCUUGAUAAACAUUUUGACACUAUCCAAGAUUCUACAUCCCAAACGGGAGACAAUGUAACCCAUUGCUCAAAUGUUUUUAAAGUUGGCUUUACAACAUCGUUUGAUCAGAAGGAUGCUAAGUUGGAUACGAUGAGCGAAGGUGACUUGAAGCGCAAUUUGGAUACCGUGAAUGAUGUGGAUGAUGUUUUUUUCCCGGUCUUCUUAAAAAAUGUGUAA